AUGGGGCGCCCGCCCGCGUACAUUUUCGUGGUCAGGCACGGCGCACGCCUCGACGCCGCCGACAAGAAGUGGCACCUUACAUCUCCAACUCCCUACGAUCCCCCUUUGACCUACGGCGGCUGGCAACAAUCCAAGGCCCUCGGCGUCCGCAUCGCAAACAUCCUACGCCAGGCCGAGGCCGAACUGAAUGCGAAUGCCCCGAACGGCCGCGACAGCUCUACCGACGCGAAGAAGCGACGCAAGUUCAAGGUCGUCCUCCACAGCUCUCCGUUCCUACGAUGCGUCCAGACGUCUAUCGCCAUCAGCGCCGGCCUUGCCCAGGCACCUGCUCUGGGAAACCCCUCAUACCCGAUGCCUUCACCCAGUGCGAACCCUUCCUCCUCUCCCUUCGUACUCCCGGCCUCUGUGUCUGAGGAAGUCGACCCGUUGUGUACCGAUGCGGGCGACACAAAGUCUGAGCCUCCCAAGAAGAAGGUCAAAAAGUCCAUUCUCCGCCUCGACGCCUUCCUAGGCGAAUGGCUGUCGCCCGAAUACUUUGAAAUGAUUACGCCUCCCCCUGGCUCUGCCAUGAUGCUGGCAGGCGCAAAGGCGGAUCUUCUCAGGCGGGAGAACAUUAGCGUUCACGACCAGAUCGGCGAGCACCACCACCACCAUGCCAACUCUGUAGGCCAGUCGCAGAGCCAGCUAUGGAACAGCCCUAAAUUCAGGGGCGCCGAGCGAUCCGGUUCAACCGACUCAAACGCGCCGUCAGUCCUUGGUCUGGAUAACGCAUCCACCACGUCCGGCGCCCGUCCCAGGAGCAGAGCGGACAGCGCGGCCAGCUCCUCGAGCCAGCGAGUUCGCUUCAUGGUCCCCGAGCCCGGCAACCCGAACGACGGAUACGUAGCUCCGACACCCAACUAUGCCACCUCGCCGAACCUGAAGAUCCCUGACGGUUACGUGGCACAUGCAAGGGACGCUUGUGUGCAGGUUGACUACCAAUGGGACUCGAUGCGUGGCCCUCUGGACUGGGGCGAUGGAGGCAAGUACGGCGAGGAGUGGACGGCGAUGCACCAACGCUUUAGGAAGGGUGUUCAGAAGCUCGUAGACUGGUACACCACGGCCGAGCGUCCGGCCGAGAUGGUCACCAAGACGGUGAAGACCUCGCACAACGGCGACAACGAGUGCGCCAUCGACGACGAGGAUGACGACGACAUCGAGCCCGUUGUUAUCCUUGUGUCCCACGGUGCCGGCUGCAACGCUCUGAUCGGUGCCAUCACCCACCAGCCGGUGCUCAUGGACGUGGCAAUGGCCUCGUUGACCAUGGCCGUCCGGAAACCCGGCCGUGAGACAGAGCCCUCCGGCCUCGAUACGCCUCUGUCAGAGGUUGCGGACCCCUUGGCUCAGGACGGAGUGAUUCCAGUCCACCAGUACUACGAUCUCAAGUUGUUCGCGAAUACGGACCAUCUGAGGCCAAGCUCGUCCUCCACCCACAACCUCUCCAGGGCUCCGUCCACUGCCUCUAACCAGUCACAGAACGGCCAGUCGGGUGCGAGGGGUCGCGUACCGGCUGUGAACUCGACUUACACGCCGAGCCCGGUCGCUUUCAACCCCGAAUCCUUCAUCUUCCCGGGCAACCGAAGCACCUCGGCCAACGCCAGCCUCGGAAGCAUGCGCCGCACGUCUCACGCCAACGCGUACUCGCUCCCCCGGGCGCCGGCCCUCAACACCAGCGGCAUCACCGUGGGCAGUGGCGUAACAAGCUUUACAAACUCCUCGCCGACCUUAUCGGUUGGUCUGUGGUCACCCAUCACGCCAAAGGAGGAACCGACGGUUGCGGCCACUGAGGAGGAGGACGAAGACGAUGACAUCUUCCCUGACUUCGAUCACCGGAAGAAGCUCGCCGCACUCUCCAAGCAGGGCCCGGAGAUCGUCAAACCCCCGACGCCCGAGAAGAAAGAAGCGCAGUUCGGCGGUCCGACCAAGGUCCCGCUGCGGUUCCAGGAGAUCUCUCGCCCGACUUCUAGCGACGGCACAGAGGAGGAGAACACGGUGCCGCCGCUGAGCUUCGGAAACGGCGGAGGUCUCUGGGGAGCCCCGCGGCCGCUUGGCGAGACGGAGAUUAUGCGCGACAUGACGACGUCAAAGAGACGCUGGACCGUCAACGAGCGCGCUUAG
This is a messenger RNA of Colletotrichum truncatum, 2157 nucleotides long. RefSeq names its product phosphoglycerate mutase family protein. Lineage: Eukaryota; Fungi; Ascomycota; Sordariomycetes; Glomerellales; Glomerellaceae. The record is from RefSeq and is a predicted model, not a curated record.